Messenger RNA from Polyodon spathula (Mississippi paddlefish), 419 nucleotides. RefSeq names its product fascin-3-like. Gene Ontology annotation, molecular function: protein-macromolecule adaptor activity; actin filament binding. NCBI's taxonomy places the organism in Eukaryota, Metazoa, Chordata, Actinopteri, Acipenseriformes, Polyodontidae. The transcript is spliced from 2 exons. Bases 11 to 355 code for a protein of 114 amino acids. The record is from RefSeq and is a predicted model, not a curated record.
GCUGCGGCUGAUGAACCGCUCCCUGCUUAUUCUUCAGAGUGAUUUUGGGUUCGUGGGUCUGGCUCCAGGGACUCAGCGCCUCGAUGGGAAUCUGGCCCAGUACGAGGCCUGCAGGCUGGCAGCCAACGACAGCGGCUUCUACCACUUCAAAGUGGGUGACAAGUUCUGGGAGAUGGAUAAGUUUGGGGUGAUAACAGCGACCGGAGACUCUGCUCAGAACUUCACCCUCGAGUUCCACCCCCCCGCCACGCUCACGCUCAGGGGCCCCAACGGGAAGUACGUGGUGGCGGAGCAGAGCGGGGGGCUCAAGGCUGUGGGGGGGGACGCCGGCUCUGCAACACACUUCCACUACUGAGCCACGGAGCGCCAGACAGACAGACAGAGUAUACCAGAGGCAAAGCUUUCCAGCUCCCAGCUGC